This is a messenger RNA of Corticium candelabrum, 1366 nucleotides long. Its product is annotated as collagen alpha-1(XII) chain-like. The transcript is spliced from 2 exons. Lineage: Eukaryota; Metazoa; Porifera; Homoscleromorpha; Homosclerophorida; Plakinidae. The record is from RefSeq and is a predicted model, not a curated record. Bases 1 to 1053 code for a protein of 350 amino acids.
AUGUCUACUCUAUCUCUUACCAUUGGGCUUCUUGCUGCAAUGAUGCUUCUUGGUGGCGUCCAUGCUGCUUCUCUGUCAUUUGCGGAUCGAUGUAGGUUGUCUCCUCAGUUUGCUCAGCUGUUUAGUGCCCGUUGUCAUCCCUACCUUACCAAACAAGACUGCGAAGUGGGAGAGUGGAGUGUUAGUGAUGUUGGAAAAGCAAAACAACUGCUGAACAUUCUGAAAUCAGGUUUGGGAGGAUUUGGAUCAUUUAGUCCUGGUUUAGGUGAACCACACUCUAUCGUCAUCAACAAUGUACAUCAAAAUGUGACAACAGCAAACAUGACACCAGCAAUACCAGUUGGACAAAAAGGACAAAGUGGUCUAGCUGGUAUCCAAAAACGUGCUAUAUCUUGUCCUGCUGACCGUGACAUUGUAAUAAUUGUUGACUCAUCCGGUAGUGUGGACAACUCAGAGUUCACUUCUGCUCUUAAUGAUUUGAGUGAGCUCAUUCCUCUGCUCUGUGGAUAUCAACCUGGUCUAAUAGAAGAGUGCCAAGCCUACAGACUGGCCAUGAUAACCUAUGGAAGCUCUCCAACACUCACAUUUGACUUGGAUGACAAUCUUAGAAGGCACACAAACCAAAUAAAUGUUCAGAAUGACAUCAAAACAAAACCAUAUUACACAGAUGGAGCGACAGCUACAGGUGAUGCUCUCAAAUUUGCAUGGGAUCGAGUUCUACAGGAAUCUCAUGGAAUGAGACCAAACAGCAAGAAAACCAUUCUUCUGUUGACUGAUGGUCACUACAACAGUGGAACUCAUAAUCCUAUCAAUGUGGCAGAAGACUUGUUCCAAGCUUUCAAUGACCAGUUGUCUAUAGUGGCUUUGGGAAUAGGAAAUAAUAUUGACUACCAAGAGCUGAUAGAUAUCACCAAACAUUACAAUCCUGCAAAUCUGUUGGUCUUUCUCACAGAAACCUUUACCAGUUUCCAUGACAUUGUUGAGGAGAUCAAGAGUCUUCUGACUGACGAUCAAGCAACGUGCUCUGCAGACGUCCUUGUCAAGAAACGCUAGUGGCAACUACUAAGGAAACGACAGUUCAAAUGUUUUCGCGCUGUGAAUCAAAAAAAUCAAAAAUUAAACCUGAGAUUUGAUCACCGCAUAAUUACAUCACACAAUAGCAUAAAUUUGUGUUCCGUAGUUUUAAUUGCGAUAAAACAACCAAGUAAACAAUCCUAUAAAUCUCUGAUGCACAACAACAGCGGUAAACUCUCACAAACUACUGAAAACAGAAAAUUUUACCUAAUGAGUUAACUACGUGAUGCUUACCAGCACUAGUCGCUAGCAACACUAAAACACGGCUGCAUGAAUUCCAAACAGAACAAUA